Molecule: messenger RNA, 1527 nt
Organism: Hevea brasiliensis (rubber tree)
Lineage: Eukaryota; Viridiplantae; Streptophyta; Magnoliopsida; Malpighiales; Euphorbiaceae
Product: GATA transcription factor 15
Exons: 3
Coding region: 889-1320 (143 amino acids)
Biological process (GO): regulation of DNA-templated transcription
Molecular function (GO): zinc ion binding; sequence-specific DNA binding
Source: RefSeq, a predicted model, not a curated record
AAUAAUUAUCAAUAUUUUUUAAUGAAAUAAAAUUUUAAAUAAUAAAAAGGUCUUAUAUAUAGAUUAUAGGGUUAAAUUUGAAUAUGUGAAUUUGAUGGAUUGAAGUGAGACAAAGUGUAAUGUGAUAUUGAUUGGUCUGGAAAGAAAUAGGAAACUAGUUUUGACGGAUUCCAAGUUAUGAUGCACACAUGGUUACUGAUCAACGGUUCAAAUGUGACAUUUCUGAAUGUAAUUAGUAGCACUGGAUCAUGUCCUCAUCAUCCUCAGAAUCCAAAUUGCGAGCCAAAAUUCUAUUGAAUGGCGCCAUUUUUUUAAUUUUUAUAAUUUCGUUGAGACAAAAUAAAUAAAUAAAAUUGCCAGAAAGUGGCGCCUUUUUGUUCAUUUCAGCAAACCUCUUUGGCGGGUGUUUGUCUGUUGGGUCUGAAAAUUUCCAAACCAGAGGCAUUUUCGUCAUUUCAUAUUCUCAGAGGGUUAGGGUUUCACCUCCCAUUUAUAAAGUGUUUUUCACAUCCACCGGUGGUGCGUGUGGUGUGUGUCUGGGUCGGUUGCAUUCCUUAUUUGCCUCUGUACACUCCUCUUUCUCUUUUCAGUCUUCUGCUUAGUGCUCACUUCAUUUUUGAUUCUUCGUCCCCUCUCCCUGAGUCUUUGAUCGUUUACUUCUCUGUUUCUUUACUUGAUCUCUAGCUUAUAGCUGCAAAUUUGUUAGAUCUCUGUCUGUUUCUAGCUCUUUGUUGCAAUCAUUUGAACUUUUAGCGUGCACCAUUUCAAGUUCAGCUUAUUCUUCGUAUUAGUAUUUCCCAAUCACCGUAUUUUUUGGUCGCUACCCACUUCAGCUUACCAGCUUUUCUCAUCUGGGUUUGUUUUAGAUCUCAAGUGUUGUUGCUUGAAAUGCUGGAUCCAAGCGAAAAAGGAUCAGAGCCUGAGGAUAUGAGUAGCAAAUCCUCCGAAGGAGGAGAACAUCAGCAGAAGAAGACCUGCGCCGAUUGCGGAACAUCAAAGACUCCACUCUGGAGAGGUGGCCCAGCUGGCCCUAAGUCACUGUGCAACGCAUGUGGAAUUAGAAGCAGGAAGAAGAAAAGGGACAAUUUGGGUUUGAACAGAGCAGCAAAUGAGAAGAAAGCAAGGAAAGGGAACAAUCAUCGUAGUUCAAGCAAUAACAGUAAUAGAUUAGGAGAUGGGUUAAAGCAGAGGUUGUUGGCUCUAGGUAGAGAGGUAUUGAUGCAGAGAUCAACUGUGGAGAAGCAGAGAAGGAAGCUAGGAGAAGAAGAACAAGCUGCUGUGCUAUUAAUGGCUCUAUCUUAUGGUUCAGUGUAUGCUUAGAAGAAUUUUAGGGAGGGAUAGUAAUGGAAUCAAGAAUUGUUGUAUUCGAUUAGCUGACCCAAUUAAGUUAAAAUUGUAUGUUGUGAUUUUGGGUUUGGGUUUCUUCAUUACUUAUUAUUAUUAUUAAUUUUUUCAAGCUUUUAGGGCUAACUGUAUUUGGGAUUUUGUAAGGAAUUCAAGAAAUCCAACAAUUGGAUAUUGUCAUUC